Molecule: messenger RNA, 2528 nt
Organism: Rhinichthys klamathensis goyatoka
Lineage: Eukaryota; Metazoa; Chordata; Actinopteri; Cypriniformes; Leuciscidae
Gene: mtmr1b
Product: myotubularin related protein 1b
Exons: 16
Coding region: 157-2109 (650 amino acids)
Biological process (GO): dephosphorylation
Molecular function (GO): phosphatidylinositol-3,5-bisphosphate 3-phosphatase activity
Source: RefSeq, a predicted model, not a curated record
GCAGCACAGACCUGAUUAACAUUUAUGAGCGAUAUCCCUAGGAUUUCGCGUCUUUCCGAGUCACAAAGUUUUAGCGUUAUCCGUUGUAUGGCACACGAUGAGCCUUGGAUAUGCAACAUAGCGUGAUUUUGACUUUCUGUAAGCUUACAGUAGAGGAUGGACAAGCGACAGACCGCACCACAGUCAAACCCCGAAACUCCAGACAGUCCCACAGGGGCUCAUGUUGAAUGGUGCAAACAACUGAUUGCAGCCACAAUGUCAAGUCCGAUCUCUGGAUCCAUCAGCUCGGAGACGAUUUCUAGAGAGUGCAAGGACUGUGAUGUGGAGGUUAAAGGAUUUCUCUUGGACAGUGACCCUCAACAGACUGCCCCCUCUUCGGCACUCAGAGAAGGAAAUAAGCAGGCUCAGAUGGAGGAGGCUCCACGUGUUCCUGGAGAAACCAUCAAGGCUAUCGUCAAAGACGUCAUGUAUAUCUGUCCAUUCUCUGGGGUUGUGAGAGGGACUCUCACCAUCACUGAUUACAAGCUCUACUUUAAGAGUCUGACACGGGAUUCUCCAUUUGUGCUGGAUGUGAAUCUUGGAGCCGUAAGCAGACUUGAGUCUAUCGCUGUUCAGAGUCACGGAGACAACACUCAAGGACUUGAGAUAGUCUGCAAGGACCUGAGAAACCCCCGGUUUGCGUACAAGAAGGAGGGACAGAGCGAUUUGGAGGUGUUUGAAAUAAUGUCAAAGUAUGCGUUCCCUCUCUCCCACAACCUGCCUCUCUUUGCCUUUAAAUACCGAGAGAAGUUUCCAGAAGAUGGCUGGAAGAUCUACGACCCAAUCGCUGAGUACAAGAGACAGGGUCUUCCAAACGAGAGCUGGAUCAUCAGUAAAGUGAACAGCAGUUAUGAGGUGUGUGAGACGUAUCCUGCUCUGCUGGUCCUGCCUUCAAACGUCACAGAGGACGAACUGAAGAGAGUGGCGGCCUUUAGGGCCAAACGGCGUUUCCCUGUGCUGUCCUGGAUUCACCCCGAGAGUCAGGCCGCUAUAGUGCGCUGCAGUCAGCCACAGGUGGGCCCAUCAGACCGUCGCUGCAGGGAGGAUGAACGGUACCUUCAGACGAUACUCGACGCCAACGCUCAGUCUCACAAGCUCUGCAUCUUUGAUGCUCGCCAAUGCACUGUGGCUGACACCAACAAAACCAAAGAUGGAGGAUAUGAGAAUGAGAGUUUCUACAUCAAUGUGGAGCUGAACUUUCUGGAGAUCCCCAACAUACAUGUGAUGAGAGAAUCCCUGAGGAAACUCAAGGAGGUGGUGUAUCCUGCCAUCGACCAACAGCACUGGUUCUCAUCUGUGGAUUCUACGCACUGGCUGGAAUACAUCAGGCUCUUGCUAGCAGGUGCGGUUCGCAUCGCAGACCGAAUCGAGUCGGGUAAGACGUCAGUGGUGGUGCACUGCAGUGAUGGCUGGGACCGCACGGCUCAGCUCACCUCUCUGGCCAUGCUCAUGCUGGACGCGCACUACCGCUCGCUCAGGGGCUUCCAGGUGCUGCUGGAGAAGGAAUGGCUGAGCUUCGGACACCGCUUUGCUUCGCGUGUGGGACAUGGAGAUGGGAAUCACGCAAACUCUGAGCGCUCGCCUCUCUUUGUGCAGUUCAUCGACUGUGUCUGGCAAAUGACACGACAGUUUCCCUCUGCAUUUGAAUUCAAUGAGCUGUUUCUGGUCACGGUGCUUGAUCACCUCUACAGCUGCCUGUUUGGGACAUUUCUCUACAACAGCGAGCAAGAGCGAGUCUCGAAGGAGGUUUACAGUAAGACCGUGUCUCUAUGGUCAUAUGUGAACAGCCAGCUUGAGGAGUUUACCAACCCACUGUAUGUGAACUACGAGCACCAUGUUUUAUAUCCGGUAGCCAGUCUGAGACAUCUAGAGCUUUGGGUCAGUUAUUAUGUGCGCUGGAAUCCUCGCAUGAGGCCACAGGUUCCUGUUCAUCAGAGUCUGAAGGAGUUGUUGGUCCUGAAGUCUGAGUUGCAGAAGAAAGUGGAGGAGCUAAAACGAGAUGCAGCUUCAUCACAUUCUUUCUUCUCUUCCUCGGAGCAUGAAGGCAUACCCAUGCAGACCACUGUCUGAGCAUUUGGUCAUGAGUGCCAUCUAAAGGCCAUGAACCCAAUAGCAUAGCACUACAUUCAACAAACAUUUUCCAUAAAAUGAGUUUUCUAUGCAUAACUUUUUGAAUUAUUUUUAUUUCGUCACUUAUUGUUGGGGGUAAAAAUGAAAAUUGCACAUUCGGUUGAUGACUUUAACAUCUGAGCUUCAUCAAGGGAAGGGUUUCUUUUUUGUUAUCAAAUUUAGUAGUUAACAAUAAAAUGUAAUCCAGAACAAAAACAUGCCUGAAUAUACCAGUGGCUUUGGCGAGAAUGUUCUUGCUCUUUUAUUGCCUCCAAUAAUUACUACUAAUUAAAAUGUAACAUAAUUCAGAAUCAUGCAUAAUAUAAAAUCUGUGGAUAAAUUUGUUCUGUGGUAGCGAGUGACACAUUUAUUUUACACAU